Drosophila willistoni is the source of this 2770-nucleotide messenger RNA. RefSeq names its product drebrin-like protein (gene Abp1). Gene Ontology annotation, cellular component: postsynaptic membrane; dendrite; plasma membrane. Gene Ontology annotation, molecular function: actin filament binding. The record is from RefSeq and is a predicted model, not a curated record. The coding region runs from base 526 to 2130 and encodes 534 amino acids. The transcript is spliced from 5 exons. Gene Ontology annotation, biological process: neuron projection morphogenesis; postsynaptic actin cytoskeleton organization; positive regulation of dendritic spine morphogenesis. NCBI's taxonomy places the organism in Eukaryota, Metazoa, Arthropoda, Insecta, Diptera, Drosophilidae.
ACAUUGCUAUUGUCUGGGGCCGCAAGCAACAACAAAAAGUUUAAAAUUUAGAGUUAAAUUGGGCCAAUCAAAUUAAUUAAAAUGUUAUAGAGCCGUUACAUUUGGAAUAAUUAAACGCCGGAAAACAAUUGGACUGCAUACUAUUAACCAUUUCACUCACACCGCUGACAGCAAAGACAUCGAAGACGACAUCAACUGGAAAAUCAAUCGAAGACAUUGCUGUUGUGUUGUUGUUGUUGCUGUCGGUGGGAUUUUAAUUAAAAAUUCCAGUUAAAAGACAAAGCCAAAGUUGAAGGCGGCAGCGCGUUGGUUGUGCUGCAAUUGUGUUGUCGCUAUUUUGGUUUUGAGUCGGUUGGUUGGGGCGUUGGCUUUCACCCCAUAUCCAAAUAAGGUGAAUAAUAAGUGAAAGCUGGCCAAGAUUUGCAAUAGUUCGCAUUGUUCAAGGUCAUUGGUAACCCGAAACCGAAUCCACCAUUACACCGGCCAUCUUCAUUCCCAGCCAUUCCAUCCCACUCAUUGAUCAAUAUGGCCAUUAGUUUUGAGAAACAUCGUGCCGAAAUUGUGGCCGCCUGGAAGGAUGUCUUGGAUGACAAAAGUCCAACAAAUUGGUCCUUAUUUGGCUAUGAGGGACAGACCAAUGAACUGAAAUUGGUCUCAUCCGGCGAGGGCGGUGUGGAGGAGCUCAAUGAGGAUUUGAAUAGCGGUAAAAUUAUGUAUGCCUAUGUACGCAUUGAGGAUCCCAAAACUGGUCUAAAUAAGUAUUUACUCAUCAACUGGCAGGGUGAGGGCGCUCCAGUUCUACGCAAAGGCACCUGCGCCAAUCACAUUCGUGAUGUGGGUAAUCUUCUAUCGGGCGCCCAUUUAACCAUCAAUGCUCGAAAUGAAGAUGAUGUUGAUUUGGAGCGAUUACUUAAGAAACUUAGCACCGUGAGUUCGGCAUAUAGUUUCAAGGAACCACGUGGCACCGUGGAGGAGCAAAAGGCUCCGGUGGGCACCAACUAUACUAGGGUGAUACCCACCAAAGAGCUGAAUGCCAGUAUCACGCAGGAUUUCUGGAAGAAGGAAGAGGCCGAGGAGAAGCGUCGCCUUGAGACCGAAAAGGAAGCCAAGCGUUCGGAAUUGCAAAAGCUAGAGAAUGAGCAACGCUCACGCGAGGAGAAGGAGCACAAGGAACGGGAAAAGCUAAUCAUAAGCAACACCAAAUUGCAGCCAGCUCAUGUGCCCAUUAAAACAUCGCCUCAGCCUUUGAGUCCAGAGAAAACAGUAGCAAAUUUCGGCCAAAACUUAACGGAUGCCGAACGCAUGCGACAGGCACGCAAUCAGGAAGCCAGGGAAUUGAUUGGUUCUCGUGUGGGAGCCGCCAAGGCCAUGUUCACAAAGCACACCAGCGAGGGACAGCUGCAGUCCAAACUUAACACACAACCACCAGCUAAGCCUGCACGCAAUUCCAUUGCCCAGCGCAUUAAUGCCUUUAAUCAGAAUCAACCUCAGGAAACAGCUGUGCCUUCACCACCACGCUCCCAGUCUCCCAUUAAGCCGGUAGUGGCAAUUGCAGCUACGCCACCACUGCCAGCAGUUCAAGAGACAAUCCCGACACCUCCAGUUGCUGCCGAGGUGGUAUCAACCAUUCCAGAAGCCAUUGAGGAGCCACAGCCCGCAGAUGAUUUGCCCUUGGCCCAUGAAAGUAGUGAACAAUUCUCGACCAUUAAGAGAUCACCGCACAGUAAAACCAAUUCGCUGCAAUCACAAUCACCAGAUGAGACCACAUCGUCUAAUGAAACAGAUACGGCUGUCUAUCAGGAGGAAGAGCAGGAAGUACGCACCAAAGUGUCGGUGACAGUGCAGCAAUCGCAAGCGGCCAAAACCUCAAGCCUCAGCACCCUGGAGAGGAAUGCCUUAACCGAUCUGGUUAACGAGGACGAUUUCAUUUGUCAAGAGACUUUAGGCGAUUUGGGUUUGCGGGCACGUGCUCUUUACGAUUAUCAGGCUGCCGAUGAAUCGGAAAUUACCUUUGAUCCUGGUGAUAUCAUAACGCAUAUCGAUCAAAUUGAUGAGGGUUGGUGGCAGGGACUUGGACCCGAUGGAACCUAUGGACUGUUUCCGGCUAACUAUGUCGAGAUCAUUAACUAAAAACUAAAACAGAAUAAUAAUAAUAAUAAUAAAACAGAAGGUAAGAAACCCAAUUGCCAAGCAAUAUGGGAGUACUGUGUUUUUUUUGUUUUUUUUUAUUUUUCAAAAGCAUGAAAUAUAUAUUUAUAAUAUCCUCUGCCCCUCCCAUUAAACCCUUCUUCUAAUUACACAUUCUUGAACAAUAAUGCAGACUAUACACCAUAUAGCGACUAUAAGCGAUUUGUAUUGUACGAUCACGUGUUUUAUACAUAUAUAUAUAUAUAUAUUUAAUAAUAAUAAUAUUAACUAACUUAGAACUUGUAAUCAUGCCUAAAUGUUAUUCCUUUUAAGUUUGUGAACACGAACAUUUAAAAAAACAAAAAACCAUGUUGCGUCCUUUUAUAUAAACAAAAAAAAAACAACAAACAAAAUGAAAAGUUUCGUAAUCUAUAUAUUAACUAAUAUGAUGUAAUCCAACUUUAGUCAGUAUUUAAGAUUUGGUAAAAAAAAAAACAAGACUCCCAAUUUAUGCUUUUAACCAAGUUUUUGUUUUUCUUUUAUUAUUAUUAUUAUAAUUUUUUUAUAUAAAUAUAUAUGUAUUAUAGAUGAAGAUUUGUAAAACUUUUUCGUCAAAUAAACUUUGAUAAUUGUGCAACAAUAA